GACAUGCGGGGUCCCGCUCCAAAGUGUCGUCCUAAGAACUUUUUUGCCAUCCGUUUCCGCGGGAAAAAAUUCCCAAAACACUCCAAAAACAGUUUCUGUACGAAAACCUAAAUCCGCCGCGACAUUAUCAUCGUCCCGCCUUUCUCCCCCUCGUUUCAAAAGAAAUUCUCUCAGAUUGCGUUACACCGGACCGUUUCUGCUUCCUGUUUUCUCAGCCUUGUUUCACAUUGAUGUUGCGAUUUUCUCACAAAAUUCUACUUUUCUAGUUGCUACUGAAAAGGUUCAAGUGUGUGCUGUUUUCGUUUUCAUUCUAAAUUCUAAUCAAUGGCUUCAAGAUCUGUGGAUGGAGAACAAUCAACUCAGGCUGAAGAUGAUUAUAAUGCCAUGCUUUCAACCACUGAUGUUGAACUUCUCAAACGAGCUUGGCGUAAUGAGAAAGCAGCCCCGGAGAUUCUUCCUUUUCAAUCUGAUUUGAUUGCCCGUGUCAGAGAACAAAUUGAGUUGAUGGAAGAAACUGUGGAGGAAAAAUCUACUGUUGGGACUGACCCUCUUUCAGUGUCUUUGUAUCAAAUGGACUUGGAUAGAACCCUCUUUCUUUUGAGGUCGUAUCUUCGCAUCCGUAUCUUGAAGAUCGAAAAGUACAUGUUCCACAUCCGAAAAACUGAAGAACUUUGGAACAGGCUUUCUAAGGAUGAGAAAUUUUUCACCGAAAGGUGCUCAGAUGACCUAAAGAAACAUCUGGAAGAGAGUGUUCUAUCAAAACUGCCUGAAAAUUAUCAGUCUUAUGAGAGGCAAUCUAUAAUUAGUGAAGAGGAUGACAUGAUUCCAGAACCACGGCUCGACACAUUUGUUUUGUGUAGAAGUAAAGAUUAUCUCACAGGCAUUCAGCUUGGAGACGGACCUGUUGAUGACAGGUCAAAGCUGUUUGAAAUGGAGGCUGGUGUCCUUUACUUUAUAUGUUACAAAUCGAUAAAGCCGCUUGUAGAGAGUGGCAAAAUUGAACUACUGUGACUUUUUUACUACUCAUCGAAAAAUAGCAACCUCUUAACUUGAUAAUGUUUUAUUUAGUUAUGUUUUAUCAUACUUCCUCUGUCCCAAAUCAUGUGAUUCUAGAAGAAGAAAAAAACAUUUGUCCCAUUAUCAGACAGUUCAUGUGUCAUUAUCAUUUUCAGACAGUUCAUGUUUCCAUUAUCAUUUGUACCAUAUACUAUUUUGGUAAUAUUUGUCAAACUGUGAUGCAUGAAUGCUUCAAUUCAUCGCGCAGAUGAUUCUUUUUA
Lathyrus oleraceus (garden pea) is the source of this 1277-nucleotide messenger RNA. Its product is annotated as DNA replication complex GINS protein SLD5. Lineage: Eukaryota; Viridiplantae; Streptophyta; Magnoliopsida; Fabales; Fabaceae. The transcript has 6 exons. Gene Ontology annotation, biological process: double-strand break repair via break-induced replication; DNA-templated DNA replication. The record is from RefSeq and is a predicted model, not a curated record. Gene Ontology annotation, cellular component: GINS complex. The coding region runs from base 325 to 1011 and encodes 228 amino acids.